Messenger RNA from Colletotrichum higginsianum IMI 349063, 2121 nucleotides. Its product is annotated as Acetoacetate-CoA ligase. The record is from RefSeq and is a predicted model, not a curated record. NCBI's taxonomy places the organism in Eukaryota, Fungi, Ascomycota, Sordariomycetes, Glomerellales, Glomerellaceae. The transcript is spliced from 5 exons. Gene Ontology annotation, molecular function: acetoacetate-CoA ligase activity. Gene Ontology annotation, cellular component: cytosol. Gene Ontology annotation, biological process: lipid metabolic process. The coding region runs from base 1 to 2121 and encodes 706 amino acids.
AUGAACACCACUACAAUCCCCCGCAAGCUCUGGGAGCACCCGGACCCCAAGAGCACGGAAAUGUACCGGUUCCUACAAUCAGUGAACUCUACCUUCAACCUCCAGCUCAAGACCUUCCACGACCUCCACAGCUGGACCGUAGCCAACCGCACCAGCUUUUACGGCCACCUCUUCACCCAUGCCAACUUCAUUCACGAGGGGCGUCCGACCUCGGUUGUGGAUGAAUCACUCCCUAUAGACGCCGUGCCCAAGUGGUUUCCCGGAGUGAAUCUUAACUGGGCCGAGAAUCUGCUCUACUCCCGAAGUACUUCUGACGCCACUGGCCACCAUGGCAUCGCGGGCAAGGAGGACGACAAAGUCGCCGUCACUGAGGUCCGGGAGGGCAAUCGGGGCGACGUCCGAAACCUCACCUGGGGAGAGCUUCGCCGGGAUGCGGGUAGCUUAGCGGCCGCGAUGAAGGCGCGGGGUGUUGCACAGGGAGACCGCAUUGUCCUUGUCGGCGCCAAUUCCAUCGAGACGCUUCUCGUCUUCAUAGCAGCGACCUGGCUCGGCGCCAUUUUCAGUAGCUCGUCGACGGAUAUGGGCGUCAAAGGGAUUCUCCAGAGGACUGUCCAGGUCGACCCAAAGUUUAUCUUCUUCGAUGACGCUACUGUGUACAAUGGCAAGACGGUCGAUCUGCGAGGCAAGAUGGCUGAGGUUGUAUCCGGCAUGGGCACCUGCCCCUCAUUCUCUGGUCUCAUCUCCAUCCCGCGCUUCACCCAGCCGUACGACGUGACUUCCCCCAAGACCGAGACGUGGUCCAGCUUCCUCGGCUCUCCGUCGGCCCCACCAGCUUUCACCCGUAUUCCAUUCCACGCCCCGUUUCUCAUUUACUACUCUUCCGGCACAACGGGCAUCCCCAAGGCCAUCGUUCACACCGUCGGUGGCGUGUUGCUCAACAGCUUCAAGGAAGGGCGUUUGCACGAGAGCAUGUCGUCGGAGUCUGUGUGCCUGCAGUAUACUACGACCGGCUGGAUCAUGUACCUCGCGAACGUGGCAGCGUUGCUGGUCGGGGCCCGCGUCGUCAUGUACGACGGCUCGCCGUUCGUCCCAGAUCUGACGUCUUUCAUCCGCAUUCUCGGAGAGCAGCGAGUGACAAAGCUCGGUAUUAGCCCGAGAUGGAUGUUUGAGGUCGCCAAAAACAAGAUCGUCCCGCGGGAGGUGACGGACCUCACUUCGCUACAGAUCGUGACCAGCACAGGCAUGGUUUUAUCUGAUCAGCUGUUUGAGUGGUUCUACGAUUCUGGCUUUCCGAUUCAUGUUCACCUGGCUAAUCUUUCAGGCGGGACAGACAUUGCCGGCUGCUUUGGUAUGGAGAACCCCCUCGACCCUGUGUACGUCGGUGGCACCCAAGGCCCCUCCCUUGGCGUGCCCAUUGCCAUCUAUGAUGCUCAGCUCCCGAACGGACCCGGCAAGACAGUCCCUCACGGUACGCCCGGCGAGCUUGUUGCGACGGCCGCAUUCCCCAACAUUCCUUGCUAUCUCUGGGGGGAUGCCAGUGCGGCGCCAACGUCCUCGACAAGCUUUGCUUCCGCCACGCCGGGAACAAAGUACCACUCGGCAUAUUUCGCCCGUUUCGACCACGUCUGGGCUCACGGCGACUUCUGUUCGAUCCACCCCGAGACGGGUAACAUUUCGUUUCUGGGGCGUGCCGACGGUGUGCUGAAUCCGAGCGGCAUCCGGUUCGGCAGCGCCGAGAUCUACGCCGUCAUCGAGCGGAACUUUUCUAAUAAGGUUGUCGAUAGUCUGUGUGUUGGGCAGAGAAGACCUCGCGACGACGAUGAGAGCGUCAUGCUGUUCCUGCUGAUGCGAGAGGGCGAAAAGUUCGACCGCAGACUUGUAGCCGAGGUCAGGGAUGCCAUCAAGAGGGAGCUGACCAAGAGGCACGUGCCGAAAUAUGUCUUCCAGACGCCCGAGAUACCGACAACCGUGAACCUGAAAAAGGUUGAGCUGCCGGUGAAGCAGAUCGUGUCGGGCCACACCGUCAAACCGAGUGGGACGCUUCUUAACCCGCAGAGCUUGGACUUUUACUACCAGUUCGCCAAGAUCGAGGAGCUGCUCGCCGGCAAGGAGAAGCUGUAA